UUGCAGUCCAAAACAAUCGAUCCAGAUAUCCGGGUUUAUAUCCGGGACUCCCUAGAUAGUAGGGAUGAAUUCCGGGCAUUCACUAAAGAAAUCAAGAGUGAGAUAGAGGAAACACUCGUUACGGGUUCACAGGGAAUGUAAGUUAUGCUCAACUUUUGAAUCAUCAACUUGCGCUGAUAUAAUGGUGGGCAUGUUAAGGUUUAGAUGGGUGGAUUGUCUCUUACGAAUUCUGGAAACAUGUAUGGCACCAGACGACGUAAAAGCCGCGUUGAAGGAAUUGCCUAAAGACUUGGAUUCUGUCUAUGCGAGAAUCCUGGAGAGCAUCGAUGGGAUGCAAAGGAUAUACAUUCAGCGAGCGAUGCACUGGCUCACAUUCUCAGCGCAGCCAUUGACAUUGAGUCAGCUUGCGGAGGCUGUCCGGAUCGAGUACGAUGUUGAUAAAUAUGGCGAG
Molecule: messenger RNA, 451 nt
Organism: Tuber aestivum (summer truffle)
Lineage: Eukaryota; Fungi; Ascomycota; Pezizomycetes; Pezizales; Tuberaceae
Source: the annotation of a GenBank genome assembly